ACCGAUUUUUACCGAGUAGCAAGUUUCGCGAGACGAAAGAAGUCGCAUGGCAUGUCAUGGCAUAUGGAAUUUUAUUGAAAUUUAUUAUUAUAAACAUUUAUAAAUCUUUGACAGUUGUCUGUUUUGAUAAAACAACGAGGUUAUGUGACUAACAACAAAUUACAAUAAUAAUAUUUUGUGACUCCCUUAUGACGGGACAGACACACGUUCAUGUCAAAAGACAACAACAUGAUGGACAACACAAGUGAAAAAGUCAAUUUAAUAUCGAAUAAUACAGAGAAAAAAAAUAUUCGUUUUCGUGGAACAAAUAAGAAUAUUAAAUCUCCUGGUAAUCGAGUCGAGAAUAUAAAUAUCCAUGAGAAUAAUCCACAACAUAUGAAAAAACAUGGGUCUACUAAAAAAUGUGGUGUUUCACUGAUACAAUUUUUAAGGACCGAACUUACACGAGGCUAUCAUCUUGAACAAGAUGAAGAAAGAUUUUCUGCUCAGAGAGAGAAAAUUUAUUCUUUUAUGAAAAUACCAAGAGAAGUGGAGAAAUUUAUGUUUUAUGGUUUUUUUCAGUGUGCUGAUUCAUUUUUAUUUGUUUACACUUUUUUACCUUUACGAUUUAUGAUUGCAUUGUGGUCUGUUAUUACGAGGCCUGUUAAAUAUUGUCUGUGGGGUAAAAAAUUUGGUAAAAGGGGAGAAAAAUUUUUAAGAUCAGCAGAAGUAUGUGAUUUAUUGAAAGGAGUUGUGGUAUUGGGAUGUUGGAUAGCAACUUGGAAAGUUGAUACAUCAAUGAUGUAUCAUUUAGUGAAAAGUCAAUCUGUCAUUAAAUUAUACAUAUUUUAUAAUAUGUUGGAAGUUGGAGAUCGGCUUUUUAAUUCCUUUGGUCAGGAUACAAUAGAUGCUUUGCUUUGGACAGCAACUGAGCCUAGAUCACGAUCGAAUUCUUCUCAUUCAAAUCAUCUCGGCACUAUACCACAUUUAUUUUUCGCACUUGCCUAUGUCUUCUUGCAUACAGUAUUGGUUUUAUUUCAAGCAACAACAUUAAAUGUUGCAAUAAAUAGUAGCAACAAAGCUCUUCUCACAAUUAUGAUGUCAAACAAUUUCGUCGAAUUGAAGGGAUCGGUUUUUAAGAAAUUUGAUAAAAACAAUUUAUUUCAAUUGUCAUGUAACGAUGUACGAGAACGUUUUCAUUUGACAGUGUUACUUUUUGCUGUUACUUUACAAACAAUGAAGGAAUAUGCAUGGCGUGUUGAUCGUCUUGCUGUUCUUUUACCAGAUUGUAUAAUGUUACUCAUAGCAGAAGUGGCAGUCGAUUGGGUAAAGCAUGCAUUCAUCACGCGUUUUAAUGAUUUACAAUCGACAGUCUAUACGGAUUAUCGUGUGAGUUUAGAGCACGAUAUGUCACGAACGAGAGAAGCAUUUUCUGAUCCUUCAGAUUUAGUGGCACGACGAAUAGGAUUUAUACCAUUACCUCUUGGUGUUGCAAUGGGACGUGUAUUGUGCACAACAAUUACACCAUCAGCAAAACCUAUUAAUAUUGCACUAUUUGUUCUCUCCUAUUUUGUGCUUGUUGUAUUUCGUGUAAUAAUUAGUCUCGUCAUAUUGGGAAAGGCAACAACAAUACCUGUAUCAAAUCAUCAUGAUGGUGCCAAUAAUGACAAUGAAACAUUCAAAAAGCCUUCAACGUCAAAAAAUUCCGAAUCUAGUCAUGCUGAUAUCAACAAUACAAAUUUAACAAUGCCUAUGUUCUCGAACAGUGCUGUUAGUUUAAAUAAUGUUUGUUUGAAUGAUGCUUUAUUGGAAAAUGAGGAGAAUGUGAAAUUUGAAAAAUUUCAAAAUAACAUUGAAGACACAUUGUCACCACCAAAAAAUGUCGUUAGAGCCGGAAGUGAACCACUUCUUUCUCAAUGACAAGUAGUAUGCGGGUAAUUCUUAAAAAAAGUAGCUUUUUUUAUCAUUAUAGACAAAAAGAAAACUGUACAUAGAAUACUUGUAAAUAUGUUAAUAACAUUAUGAAAAAAAUGGGUGAUAUUCGAUAAGUUCGUAAAGUUUAUUAUUGAACUCAAAUUGUUUUAACUCGUAGUUUUUUUUAAAAAAAACUUUACACAAUUCUUUAUUGUUAUUAUUAUUGUUUUUGUAAACUCUUCAAAUAGAUCAUAUUUUACAGUAAAUGUCACUGAAAUUCGAUAUUUUCACUAUUAUGCCUCAUCUUGGCGUUGAAUUUUUUAAAUUUAUAAUAUUAUAAACAAUGUCAUUGAUAAUAAUUAACGAAUUAUUAUUAUUA
Leptopilina boulardi is the source of this 2272-nucleotide messenger RNA. Its product is annotated as protein TAPT1 homolog. The record is from RefSeq and is a predicted model, not a curated record. Bases 211 to 1899 code for a protein of 562 amino acids. Gene Ontology annotation, biological process: positive regulation of cilium assembly; maintenance of protein localization in endoplasmic reticulum. Gene Ontology annotation, cellular component: endoplasmic reticulum membrane; ciliary basal body. The transcript is spliced from 7 exons. Lineage: Eukaryota; Metazoa; Arthropoda; Insecta; Hymenoptera; Figitidae.